Molecule: messenger RNA, 4953 nt
Organism: Mus musculus (house mouse)
Lineage: Eukaryota; Metazoa; Chordata; Mammalia; Rodentia; Muridae
Gene: Ankrd6
Product: ankyrin repeat domain 6
Exons: 16
Coding region: 729-2867 (712 amino acids)
Source: RefSeq, a predicted model, not a curated record
UAGCGGAGCAGCUGCACCUGCUUCUGCUUCAGAGGGGGCUCUCCACGUCCCCCAUCUGCUCGCUCCCUUGCCCACACGGUGGGUGGAGGAGAUUGGGUACCAGCAGAUUGGGUUUACAGACAUCUCAGUGGCUACUCAGCCAGCCCCUGUCUGCGCUGCUGAUGCUGCAGUCCCUGUAUGGGACUCCGCUCAAGCCGCUCGCUCGUGUCUGGGUUGCUGCGCAGGAUGCCAGCAUGUCCCCAGCUGUUCCCGUGAGGACUGCGAUUGUCCUCUUAUCCUUUCCCGUGUGCUCCCGUUCACACCGGGCUGCAAACUUCACCUCCGUCAUCAGAGCAUCCCUCUGAAAGCACUCUGCUCAGCCGUGAAUCGCUCCUGACUCUUGACGGGCAGGGUUACAGGUCCUCCGCUUGUAAGAGAGAGCUGUCUCACAGAAUCAGACUCUCCAACACUCGGAACAGCGGCAACAGAGCAGCAUCUGGAGCUGGAGCUGAAUGGAUGCGUUAAUGGGUUGAUGCCGAGAUCAUCGGUCGGUUAGUCGGUCGGCAGGGGAAGCUAAGGAAGAAGGCUUACCAUUGCCGUAGGACCUGAAGAUGGAGUAGUGAGAAAGGCAUCCCUCAGGAUUCCGAGCACCUUUCGCUGUGGACUCCAGCCCCACCCGAGGCUGCAUGUGGAGCUGAGGAAACUGACCCACCGCUUGCUUUCCUGGGAGCCCCUUUCUCUCCUAAUUCAUGAGCCAGCAGGAUGCGGUCGCUGCGCUUUCAGAACGCCUGCUCAUAGCUGCGUACAAAGGCCAAACAGAGAAUGUGGUUCAGCUCAUCAACAAGGGUGCCAAGGUAGCCGUUACCAAGCAUGGCCGGACCCCCUUGCACCUCGCUGCCAAUAAGGGUCAUCUUUCUGUGGUGCAGAUUUUGCUGAAGGCUGGCUGUGACCUCGAUGUGCAAGAUGAUGGGGACCAGACAGCCUUGCACCGGGCCACUGUGGUGGGAAACACCGAGAUCCUCACAGCGCUUAUCCGGGAGGGGUGUGCCCUGGACAGACAGGACAAGGAUGGGAAUACAGCCCUGCAUGAAGCCGCCUGGCACGGAUUCAGCCAGUCAGCCAAGCUGCUCGUUAAAGCCGGAGCCAAUGUGCUUGCCAGAAACAAGGCAGGGAACACAGCUCUGCACCUGGCCUGCCAGAAUAGUCACUCCCAGAGCACUCGCAUCCUCCUGCUGGGCGGCUCCCGGGCUGACCUCAAAAACAACGCAGGGGACACCUGUCUGCACGUGGCUGCGCGGUAUAACCACUUGUCCGUCGUCAGACUCCUCCUCAAUGCUUUCUGCUCUGUCCAUGAAAAGAACCAGGCUGGAGACACGGCCCUCCAUGUGGCUGCUGCCCUAAAUCACAAGAAGGUAGUUAAAGUCCUGCUGGAAGCUGGUGCUGACACAACCAUUGUGAACAAUGCAGGCCAGACCCCGCUGGAGACUGCCCGCUACCACAAUAAUCCUGAAGUCGCACUACUCCUCACCAAGGCUCCCCAGAUCUUGCGCUUCAGUCGUGGGCGAAGCCUGAGGAAAAGGAGAGAGAGGCUCAAGGAAGAGAGGAGGGCCCAGUCUGUGCCCCGAGAUGAGGUGGCACAGAGCAAGGGAAGUGUCUCAGCAGGAGAUACCCCCAGCAGUGAACAAGCAGUACCCCAAAAAGAGGAAGCUAGAAGAGAUUGUCCACCAGCUUCCCAGGAGCCAAGAAAGGAUGAGAGGAGGAGAAAGUCGAGGCCAGAGGUGUCAGCGUUAUCUGACCCCACCCCAGCCGCAGACCAACAGCCUGGACACCAAAAGAACCUGCACAGUCAUCACCACCCCAAAAAGAAGAGCAGACAUCGGUGUUGGUCCCCACCUCCACCCCACGGGUUCAGGGCGUACCAGCUAUACACGCUGUACCGGGGCGAGGAUGGAAAAGUGAUGCAGGCACCAAUAAAAGGUUGUCGCUGUGAACCUCUAAUCAACAAGCUGGAGAACCAGUUGGAGGCGACUGUGGAGGAAAUCAGAGCUGAGUUAGGCUCGGUGCAGGAUAAAGUGAACGCGAAGCUGGGCCAGAUGGAGAGCAAAACCCAGCACCAAAUGUGCGUUUUGGACAAACUGAUGGUGGAACGGCUGUCCGCGGAGAGAACAGAAUGCAUGAAUCGCCUGCAACAGCAUGCAGCUGCUGAGAAGCAGGAGGGAGAGAAACGUCAGAUGUCUUUGGUAGAUGAACUAAAAGCCUGGUGCAUGUUGAAGAUCCAGAGUCUGGAGCUAAGACUCUCUGGAGAGUCUCGGACCUUCAGAGCUAAAUCCACACCACCUCCGUCUGACUCCACUCCAGCUGUAGACCAACCAGUGGUAGCUGCAGGGCCAGGAGCAGCUUCCGACAGCUCCUCUCAGGUUGUGAGGCCCAAGGAUAAGGCGCUCAAUGCCUCGGCUGCCCACAGCCACCAGCAGGAGCUGCCUCCCUCUGACUGUACAGGGUCUGGGUUAAGGAAGAUCAAGGCCCCGGGUGCUUCCAGGUGUGAUCAGCAGACUGGAUCCUGUGUCAACCGAGGCACUCAGACCAAGAAGUCUGGGAGAAGUGGGCAGACCAAGCAUCGAGGCCAGCAGCCCACUGCCAGCAGCCCCAGUGGGCAGCAGCCAUCAGCAGCAAGCAGUGAUGUGCGAGACGCCUCACAAGCCCUGGAGCUAACUCAGUAUUUUUUUGAGGCCGUUUCUGCACAGAUGGAAAAGUGGUAUGAACGGAAAAUUGAAGAAGCACGGAGCCAAGCAAGUCAGAAAGCUCAGCAGGAUGAGGCCACAUUGAAGGAACACAUCAGAAGUCUGGAGGAGGAGCUUGCCAGGCUGCGGACAAAGGUGCAGAAGUAAAAGCCAGACCCUCAGCUGGACCCAACAGGGUUUCCGGCUUGAUAACAGCCAAGUAACGGUGUCCCAGGAGUUGGUUGUCACGCCCAAGGUGGACUUGCCUUUUAGAAAGUCACGAAUGUGUUGCGGACACAUAUUUCCUGUGCUCUGAAAUUACAAGGCCUUCACUGGUUAAAAUGAAUCCUGGCAAUAUGUUCACAAAAAGCAAGCUGCACCCAGAUGAGGUGUGUACCCAAGUCUGCGAUUCAGUGACAUGAACUAUGUCGGCAGCAAAGCAGAUUACUCUGCGAGCCCAGUAGUCAUUCACAGCUGCUGUGACUAGACAGUCCUUCUAACGGAGCUGGGACGCGGAUGCCGGAAGCCCCUUUUCUCCCAUGUGACUCAAGAUGCUCAUCUUUUAAAGGGGUGAAAAGCGCUCAGGUUUUGAGGAAAUACAUUGUAAUGAUCUCAGUGUCCAGUAUGUCUUAAAGUAAUGUUAAGGGUCAUGUAAAGAAGGAGUAAUUGCUGACUGUCAAACUCGAAAAGUUUAAAAUAUUGGUCAGUUACUGUGGUUUUAGCCAAAUAACUGAGCAGACUAAUGGAAAAAAUCCACCAAACAACUCCAGCUAGUUACCUUAGCUUGAUUGCCUUUCUAACGUCAAGACUUUUGCUGGUUUGUAAAUAAGGCAGAAUCAUGAAAGUUUAAUUUUGAGUUGACUCCUCACUGAAGAACACCAAGCCAUCAGAAGGCUUUACUUGUUCGCGGAGUAAGAUGUAACAGACUGAGGUGGUGACGAUAUCUGGGUUGGGACCUAGGAUUUGUCCUCGGAUCCUUUGGAACACAGAACAUGGAUUAUGUCCGUCUCCAUGAUCCACAUACACAUAGGAACUUCUGUUUCUCUAAGCCUAAGGACCUCAUAAAUCCUGUCCAUGAAUUGUGACUAAAAUGCUGUUCAUUGAGCCAAAGAGAAGUGACCUUUGUGAAAUAGUAUGCAUUUAUCCCUUUGUCAAGCCAAGUUCUUCCUUUUUCUUAUAGUGACACUCCAUGGAUGUAGACAUUCCUGGAAACAUACAGGGUAGAUAUAUGAGUACAGAAUCUAGUGAGGCCAGUUAUUUCAUGGGACUGACCCGUCCUCAGCCUCUUGGGAGGUGCAGAUUUUUCCCAUUCUCCUUCACUGGAGUCCUGUCCUCAGCUCACUUGCCCCAUCCCUGCUAUGACACUCCCUGGACAAAAUGUCACUGGACCUGCCUAAUACUAAGUAAGAGAUGAAACCCCGAGUUCAGCAAGUUAUGCUCCAAGCAGGAGUUAUUUUCACUAUUAGAAUACUUAUUACCUCAAGAUACCCUUGACAAGAAAUGCAGACAUCAACUGUAACUGAACAUCAAAUCUAGACCACAGACUACCUUGGUGGCAGUACUUUGAUGCUAUACCUCCUACCCAUCAGAAGCAGGCAGCUUAUCACUGUGAAUGGAUGUUUUUGUCAAGUCAUUAAGCAUAAAGCCAGGCUAUUGAAUAAGGCCAGUCAGCCCCUUACCCACAGGGUUGACUUCUAAGGAAGUGGUGGUUGGCUUGUUUUGGAAGGCUCUACUGUGUACUCUAGACUGUCUCAGCCACCUGAGUUCUGGGAUUAAAGGAGUGAGCAUGGCUAAUCCUGUGUUGUUUGUAACACCCGUCUUAGGUUUGUUGCAAUUGUAAAGCACUGAAGAUCAGCUGUGUCUUUUCCCCUUGUGCUAUGUGCAAAAACAAGCAAAUAUCCCAGCUGUACUUUUACAGAUAACUGUUUAUAUCACAUACUCUCACAUAGAUCAUGCUUCAAACUGAGGCCUAGGAAGCAUCAACAGCUGUGGAGAAACAUGUUAUAAAACAGUAAUGUUGUAUAUUAUCAAUGUCCUUUUUAAAAACAAGUAAUUGUUAGCACAUCCCUUAGACUGUAUUCUGAGUAUCUGUGAUGGGGUGAAAGUGUUAGUCUAGCAUCGCUUUUUAUUUGAGGAGUCCGGAAUAUAGGUUUUUCAUGUUUAGAUUUGUGUGUGCAAGGCAUGUUGUCUGAUUUUAUCACAUGGAACUUGUGUCUCCUAUAUGCAUUAAAUGUUGUUUUCAGUUCUGCUAGUA